Molecule: messenger RNA, 571 nt
Organism: Paramecium pentaurelia
Lineage: Eukaryota; Ciliophora; Oligohymenophorea; Peniculida; Parameciidae
Source: the annotation of a GenBank genome assembly
AUGUUUUCUCUAGUUUCUGAAAAAAUACAUUAAGUUAGUUAAAAAAUAUACACAUUUAAAAAAGAGGAAAGAUUAUUAAGAAUAGAUAAUGAUGAUUGGGAAUAUUUUAUAAAAUAAAAAACUAAAAUUCUCUAAAGACUUUCUUCUUUAAUAGAUUUAAUCAAAGUCAAAGAUCACUCAUUCGAAAUGAAUAUCACUACAAAUCCAAUAUACAACAAACUUCAAUUUUUGAAUCCAAAAAAAAAAUAAUUUGGAGAAGAUCUUUUGUUGAUAUUACAGAACGAUGAAACAUUAAUUAUAAAGCUUAAAAUGUUGAUAUUAGAAAUUGAAGAUGAAACAAAAGAACUCAAAUAAUCUGGUUCAUUUUGGAAUUGUAUUCGUUGUAAUACAAUUCUUAAAGAGGGAUACAAUGAGGAAGUAUAACAAUUUAAUAGUUUAGACAUGUAUAUUUCAUUCUGGCUAACUUAAAUAUUUUUCUUGUAAAACUUGUGGAGGAGAUGAAUAUUUCACUUGUUGUAAUUAAUGUCGAGAUUGUAAUUAAGGAUGUAGAAAAGGAUUACAUAAACCAUGA